AUGGCACAACCAAACCGCCCCGUCAGCUCCGCCCUGCGACAUCCUUCGAUUGGUGGCCUGCAGAGCUCAACAGGCCAGUCACCUGUCCUACUUGCACGCAUAAGUGAGAAGAAGGCAGAGUUGGAAAAUCUGAAGCAGCUUCGAGACUUGAGUGGAGGAUUGGCUGCGCAGAUGCAAGCAUUGGAAGAAAAGCUUUCUACGCUAUCUGAUGGGACUGAAGGCAAGGACUUGAAUCUCCGAGCUUGUACCUUUCCAACCCUAAUGCGCUGCUAUUCCAGCUGUUGCCACCGUCUUGUCCAAUUGGCACAAUGUCAUGAGAGCUAUAAAUAUGGCUUCGAAGAAAGCGAUGACCAGGCGGAGACGACCGAUCCUGAACAUCGCGCGCAACUACCUCAAACAUUGGUGCGGAUCCCGAUCGAGGGCGAACGAGAGUCUCCACAAGCAUUGGGCACUCAAGGCAAAAGCACUGAAAGUUGA
Messenger RNA from Bacidia gigantensis, 477 nucleotides. RefSeq lists its product as uncharacterized. The record is from RefSeq and is a predicted model, not a curated record. The transcript is spliced from 2 exons. Bases 1 to 477 code for a protein of 158 amino acids. Gene Ontology annotation, biological process: attachment of spindle microtubules to kinetochore; mitotic cell cycle. NCBI's taxonomy places the organism in Eukaryota, Fungi, Ascomycota, Lecanoromycetes, Lecanorales, Ramalinaceae. Gene Ontology annotation, cellular component: DASH complex; mitotic spindle pole body; mitotic spindle.